UGUUGUUGUGUGGGCGGCCUUCCGUGUGUAUCGCAUUCGCAUCGAAAUCGAACGGAAUCAAAGUCGGGUGUGUUUUUCAAACAUAAAUACAAGCAUUUAAUCCCGCGAGGUGCCAACAGUGUUUUAGGCGCCAUUGCGCUUCCGCUAAUUAAUAAAAAUUUUAAACAAAACCCAACAAAGUGGAAAAAGUGUUCCAAAAAGAAAAAUAACCAAAAGUGCUAAUUAAUAACACACACAAAUAAGGAAAACAAAUAGAAAGAUAUCCACAACACAACAAUAAGUAUUAGUUAAUCAAAGAAAAUGGGAAAGCUGCUGAGCCUGCUGUCACGCGACGACUCGAAUUGUUGCGCCGCCAAAUCCUACGAUGUCUUCCUGGACUUCGAGAAUGCCGCGCCCACGGAAACGGAGCGAGAGGUCUACGACGAGGUGGAGCGAGUUCUACGGGAAUCGGAGGUGGUUCUAGACGAGAUACAGAUCUAUCGGGGUGCCGGCAAGGAAAUCCGAGAAGCCAUCGCCGAUCCCUCGCCGGAGGUGACGAGCAAAGCCUGGGCAGCGGUGCUCCCGCUGGUCAACAAGCUGAAGCGCUGCUACGAGCACUCCAUGGAGCUGGACAAGAUUGUGCCCAAGCUGCUGGGCCAGCUGGUGGGCGGAAAGCUCAAUCCGACACAGCAUCUGGAGACCCAGCAGGCGCUGGUCAAGCAGCUGGCCGAGAUCUUGGAGUUCGUGCUGAAGUUCGAUGAGUACAAGAUGAAAACACCCGCCAUACAGAAUGAUUUUAGCUACUACAGACGCAUUGUCAGUCGGCAGCGAGUGGACUCCACGGAGAAUAUGCUGGUCAGCACGGAGCUGGCCAACCGGAUGUCCUUGUUCUACGCCCACGCCACGCCCAUGCUCAAAGUGCUGAGCGAGGCCACCUCAAAGUUCGUCAACGAUAAUGCCGAUGAUGUCCAGAACACGACGGAAACGCUGGGCACCAUGGCUAAGGUUUGCCUGAGGAUGCUGGAAAAUCCAAAACUCCUGCAACAGAUCGAGCGUGAGGACACGAAAAUGCUGGUGCUGCGCGUGAUGGUCGGUCUGGUGAUCCUCUACGACCAUGUGCAUCCGGAGGGGGCCUUCGUGCGGGGCGCCCAUGUGGACGUGAAGGGGUGCGUUCGACUGCUGCAGGCGCAGCCGGCCAUCAAGGCGGAGCCUCUUCUGAAUGCCCUGCGAUACACGACGAAGCAUUUGAAUGGGGAGAACACGCCGAAGAACAUACAGCGCCUGCUGGCCGCAUAAUAUCGGAGGGGAUCGCAGGGAUGAGAGUUCAUUAACGUUAAUUUCUAUGUGUAUGCGUAUCGAUUUAAAUGGUUUUACUUUAUUUAUGUAAUUAGUAGGCUUCUGUAUUAUUUGUAAAAAUUGUAAGCGAGUGUUGUGCUGGCAGGAGGCAGCCUCUAGUUUUAUUUUUACCCUGUGUGCAUUUCCAGCAUUUGUUUCGUACUGUUUUAGACUCCAGCCGCCUCCACGUAACGUAACGAAGUCGGAUGAUGUGGAACGCAUAUAUCAGCAGCAACAAUAUUUAGUUGAUAAUCUAGCCCUAAUUUUAAGUAAUGAAUGGAACCCAAUUAACCUAAACAACAAAUUAGCGCAAAGUUUAAACCGAUGGUUGGGGGAGAUAUGUAUGAGAGAUAAAUCCUAAAUUUCACUAAAGCAGAGAUUAUAAAUAUAAAAUAACACUUUUAAAUCAAAUCUAGACUAUUUUUUUGUAAAUGACGAUGUGUAGUAGAACGAGGUGUAAAGAUCUUAAAAAUGCGUAAAUUAAUUGAAUACUAUAACAAAAGAAUUGUACGAACUAAAAUGCCUACACACACACACAACUGAACCAUAAGCAGAAAGCGGAUGCAUUUAUAUAUUUCCACGCCGUCAACUUUGAUAAACGUAUUUAAACAAAUCUACAAAAUAAACUUGAGCUGCGCAAUAAUAAUAAUUUUUAGGAUUUA
Messenger RNA from Drosophila subpulchrella, 1976 nucleotides. RefSeq names its product CYFIP-related Rac1 interactor B. Gene Ontology annotation, molecular function: small GTPase binding. NCBI's taxonomy places the organism in Eukaryota, Metazoa, Arthropoda, Insecta, Diptera, Drosophilidae. The record is from RefSeq and is a predicted model, not a curated record. Bases 301 to 1275 code for a protein of 324 amino acids. Gene Ontology annotation, biological process: regulation of actin filament polymerization. The transcript has 5 exons.